Anisakis simplex (herring worm) is the source of this 330-nucleotide messenger RNA. Lineage: Eukaryota; Metazoa; Nematoda; Chromadorea; Rhabditida; Anisakidae. The record is from the annotation of a GenBank genome assembly.
GUAUCGCGCGAUAUGGACUGCUACAGUCUUCGUAUGCCGUUGGGUGUAACUGCGGGUAUAACGCCGUUUAACUUCCCGGCGAUGUGCCCUCUGUGGAUGAUUCCGAUGGCACUGGUUACGGGAAACACGAUACUAAUGAAGCCGUCGGAACAAGAUCCGGGUGCGUGCAUGAUGCUGGCCGCGUUGACGAAGGAGGCGGGUGUGCCUGACGGGUGUGUGAAUGUGAUUCACGGACAGCACGACGCCGUCAACUUCAUCUGCGAUCACCCGAAAAUCAGAGCCAUAUCGUUCGUGGGCAGUGAUGUGGCCGUGAGUUUUAGUUUUAGUUGA